Messenger RNA from Symbiodinium sp. CCMP2592, 1584 nucleotides. The record is from the annotation of a GenBank genome assembly. NCBI's taxonomy places the organism in Eukaryota, Dinophyceae, Suessiales, Symbiodiniaceae.
AUGGUUCUCCACAAGAACAGUAUUGCGGAGGAGCUGAAGGAGGUGGGUCUCCAGGAAGCUUGCGUUCCGUGCCUGGCAGCGGACUCGGAGUCUUCGGCCUCGUUGUACGCCUUGCCCUGCGUGGCCUUCAAGGCCAAGAGCAGCCCGGAAGUCUUGGCCCCGGCGGUUGGUCUGGUGCAUCCGGACGAGGAUGUGAAGCAGCUCGCAAAGGUUUGGGAUGUUGGCUCGGAACCUCCUGCACCCGUCUUGGCUAAUUUUUCGCUGCAUCUGGGACUUGAGAAGGCGGCUGCGUUUUGCACGGAGCUCGCAAGCUGGCUGCGACGGAGGACCUUCUUCGAGAACCUCGCGGUCCCCACCAGCAGCGGCAAGCUGCUCCCGCCAUCGGAGGUUUUCAUAGAUGAUGCCAAGUGGACGAGAAGCCGAAACCUUGAGACCGUGAGCUCAGCAAUAUCACCCGAACAUGCCCGGCGCUUGGGAUGCACCUCCAUCAGGGACAAGCUCGCUGAAGAGUGUGAAGAUGCUACCGACGAGGAUGGCUUUGGACAAGAAGCUGAUUUGGUCGAUCAAGUGAAGCUCGGGCAACCAGUGCGAAGUAAGAAGCUACUCUUGGACGACUACAGUUCGCAGAGUGAUGUGGUUGCUGAAUUCUUCCAGAAUGCGGAUGACCAUGGUGCAGCGUCCCUCACUUUCAUCCUUUGCGAUCAGCAGCAUGGAGAUGAGAAGAUCGUGGACAGGCGCUGCAAGGCCUUGCAGGGGCCGGCACUCUACAUUUGCUCCGACAAGGUGUUGACGGACGAGGACAUCAGGCUGAUGCAGCGGGUAGGUCGAUCUUCCAAGCGCUGGGACUUCCGCUCCACAGGUCGUUUUGGCAUCGGACUCAAUGUCAUGUACAAGUACUCUGACUGCCCGCAGCUGCUGGCGAAUGGCUACUUGCAUUUUUUCGAUCUCAGUAGAUGCUUCGUAGCCAGAGACGGACAACGCCGUGGCAAGAGGUACAAGGUCGAGAGCCUGAAGGAUCGCUUCCCGGACACGCUCGCCCCCUUCGAAGGGCAGUUUCAGGAGCAUGCGGUGGUGUUUCGACUGCCCCUGCGAGUAGAAAGAUCCGAACUGGCCGAGAAGUGCUCCUACGGAGACGUGGAGAGAGACCUGAGGCCGGUCGCAGAAGCUGCUGACUCCAUGCUCUUUUUUGCACAGUCGAUCAAGAGCCUGUCUUUCCUUGCCAAGGGGCAUACGAUUGCAAAGCACUCGGUGACGUUUCCAGAAGAAUCGGGCGAACAGCGGCUGCAGAACUUCCUGGCAACUCUUCCGGAUUCGAAGGAAGAAGCCACCGGUGAAGGAGAAGAUCGUCAGCUGACCGUCGUGAAGCGCUUGCAGAGUGACACAGGCACACCAGCGACAACACGGGAGCGAGACUGGGUCGUCGCCUACACACUGAAGUGCCUUGGCUCCUCAGGAUGUCCCGCGAAGACUCCCAGAACCUUUCCAAUAAGCAGAAAGCCAGAAUCGAAUCUUGAGGCAUGGCUCCUACUUCGCCUAUCGAUGAGCCAAGUGCAGCCCAAGAGUGAUAGCGAAAUUGGGACAUAG